AUUAUAAUAGUCUAGAUAUGUCCUGUUUUAGAAAUUAUAUAUUGAGAAACGUAAAAUGCCUCAAGGGCGAGAAAUGUCGACCUAAAUGGAGUUAUCUUCUCAUCAUAGCAUCAACGAGACCCUCGACUGAAUGAAAUUUUAUUCCCAUUUUAUGAUGUUAAAAGGGCAAUGCAGAUCAUUGAGAUGUAUGAGCCUGAUGAAGAUUUGAAGAAAAAAGGCCUCAUUUCAAGUGAUGGAUUUUGCAGAUAUCUGAUGUCAGAUGAAAAUGCCCCAGUCUUCCUAGAUCGUUUAGAACUUUACCAAGAAAUGGACCACCCUCUGGCUCACUACUUCAUCAGUUCUUCCCAUAAUACCUAUCUCACUGGCAGACAGUUUGGUGGGAAGUCUUCAGUAGAAAUGUACAGACAGAUUCUCCUGGCUGGUUGCAGGUGUGUAGAACUUGACUGUUGGGAUGGAAAAGGUGAAGAUCAAGAACCAAUAAUAACACAUGGAAAAGCAAUGUGUACAGAUAUCCUUUUUAAGGAUGUAAUCCAAGCCAUCAAGGAAACUGCAUUUGUCACAUCAGAAUAUCCUGUAAUUCUCUCCUUUGAAAAUCACUGCAGCAAAUAUCAACAGUACAAGAUGUCCAAAUAUUGCGAAGAUCUAUUUGGGGAUCUCCUGUUGAAACAAGCACUUGAAUCACAUCCACUCGAGCCAGGCAGGCCCUUGCCCUCUCCCAAUGACCUCAAAAGAAAAAUACUCAUCAAAAAUAAACGACUGAAACCAGAAGUUGAAAAAAAAAAAUUAUACCAAAGUACCCUCUCUUUGGUGAUGUAUGAAGAACGUAUUUCUCAGCAAUAUCCUUAA
This is a messenger RNA of Castor canadensis (American beaver), 846 nucleotides long. The record is from RefSeq and is a predicted model, not a curated record. NCBI's taxonomy places the organism in Eukaryota, Metazoa, Chordata, Mammalia, Rodentia, Castoridae.